AGAAGCUGCAACAUCCCAGGGGAAUUGUUAGCCUGUUAAAAAGUGUCCGCACUCCUCUUUGAUUUGCAAUGUUCGACUAUCAACGUCAACAAUAUGCACUUAGACAAAUCCCAUCCUGCUGCUCUGAGCAGGUCCAGGCCAUACCAGGGUGUUCGAGUCAAAGAUCCAGUUAAAGAGCUGCUGCGAAGAAAAAGAAGUGCAGAGUGGCCAAGCACCAAGACAACUUCACAUCAUAUUGCACCUAACAUGACCCAAGAGGUGAUUACACAUAACCAGUCGACAUUGGUACAAGGAAUCUUUGAGCAAGACAUAGCCAGCUGCUCCCGAGCAACGUCUCUAGAAUGUGAUGGAGAAAUGACACAAUGGAGAGCUUCACUACCUGUCAGCGGGAAUGGACCGACAGUCACGUCUUGGUCCUCACCCGACUACAGUCAGCAGGUCACUUCCGCUCAGCCUCUGGCCGGAUCAGCUGGCCCUACUUUGACAGCUGACGUCUACAUGCAAACUCUGUGCCCCAGUUACACCAUGCUAACCUACACACAGACACCAUUACUCACUAACGUUGGGACCAUACCUGUGGCUGCAACAUCAUGUGCCCUUCCUCAUAUGGACCUUCCAGAUUCAGGGUGUGCUUAUAUCCCCUGGGCCCAGCCCCUCACCACCAUCUCCACCAUGAUCUCAGGGGUCCAGUUUGCCCCAGGUUCAACAACUCUAUCAGGAUCCUGUCUGGUACAGAUGCCGUUGUCCAAGUCUUUGGCCAGCCAAGGUCAUCAGCCACACUUAUUGGACCCACUGGAGUAUUCAGACCAGACAAACUCCAAAACAGAGGAGGUGAUUCAUGAAGAUCAAGCGGAAGAACUGGAAACACCGAACCUACUUGAUAAAAUUCUGGAGGAUCAGGGGAAAGAUGAAUAUUCAGGAGGCAAGGUGUCAUAUAGUAACUCCUUCUUUUUGCCUAGUGGUUUUGACACCUAAUUUUUAUGAACAGAGUACGUUUUGGCUCUACUGAUGACAAAAGUGCUGUUGUUGACUUGCCUGCUUGUUUGUUUUUGGGCAGAAUUUAAAAAAAACAAUAUCUAAUUUUAAUGAAAACUGGCAUGCUUGCACACCUUACAAUUUUAGUGUAAAUUCCAAUAAAGUAAUAAUAGAGGACAAAAAACUCUAGAAAUUUAUUUGUAGCUCUGAUUUAAAACCAAUAAUACAUACAGUGUAAUUUGACACCACAUAUUUUUCUUCCUCUUAGAGUAGCUGUACCACCCUCAGGAUUAUGCCAGUGAGUCAGCAUAAAUCCCAUUCAAUUGACACAAGGACUGAGAAUCAUGUGUAGUGUUUGAGUCACCGCUUAAAUCAUUUUUCCAAAAUAAAAAACAGCUAGAUAAGUGAUGAGAGAGUUGUGACUGUUUACAAAAGUAAUCAUGGUACCUUCUUACACUAUAAUACUUGUCAGCAUAUGCACUUCCUUAGGCAAGACUCGAAUACUUAGGAUCUGGGUUGUUGUAUGUAUGUCAUUCCAGGAGCAGUGCAUGAGCAUGAGUGUUAUUUAAGUGUUACAUAAGUGUGAUGGCAAUUUAAAUCCCCAAAUUUGGUCAUACAGGCUUGUCUUGGAACAAGAGCAUCACACUGGA
Syngnathus acus (greater pipefish) is the source of this 1625-nucleotide messenger RNA. Its product is annotated as POU domain class 2-associating factor 1. The record is from RefSeq and is a predicted model, not a curated record. Bases 94 to 975 code for a protein of 293 amino acids. Lineage: Eukaryota; Metazoa; Chordata; Actinopteri; Syngnathiformes; Syngnathidae. Gene Ontology annotation, molecular function: POU domain binding; DNA binding. The transcript has 5 exons.